CCGGAGUAAAUGUGGUGGGGCCGAGCCCACAAUCGGGAAUGAUGGGGAGACCCCUCACUCCACAGGCCCGACUGGCACAGGUAGCACGAACGAGAAGUCAAGCCAAGGCCAGUGCCAACCAAGAACCUCCGAGAAGGGAGCCCGAACCAGGAAGGAGGAAAGAGGUCGUGGAAGUGGAGGACGACGAUGAUGAGGAGGAAGAAGACGAGAGGCUGCGUCAAGAAAAGGAUCAGAGAGCAGAGCAGCGGGCAAGCAAAAAGGGGACCAGGGGAGAGGUUGAACCGAUUAUACGUGACGGACCGCCCAAAAAGAAGAAAUACGCGGUUCGGUUGGAGGAGGGAUUUGACGUAGAGAAAGUGAUCGACCGGUUGAUGGAAGGGCAUAAUGACCUCAUGACCUUGAAGGAAAUCCUAGCGUCGGCCCCGCGGCUCCGCGACGAACUGAAGGGGAGAUUGUCGCGACACCUGGUGCUCAAUGUCCAUCUGGGUAUGAUCCUGCCCAAGGAGGCUGAGUGGGCGGAGUCGGGUACAAAAAUGGUCUGGAAGUGUGUAGCUUGCGGCACGGUGAAUUUGGUGGUGAAGGGUUCCAAGUGCGCGGCAAUGGUGGACACUGGGAUGAACAUUAUCCGGGAGGCGGACGCGAUCAGAUUCGGGCUGGAUAUAGACCGUUCUGACUGCGGUAUUCUGCAUGGAGCCAGUUGCAAGGCCGUAUUUUGUGGGACAGCCUCGAAUGUACUCAUCGAGGUUGGAAAGGUGAAGGUCCGGGCUUGUUUCUUCAUCAUGCCGGAUGUGGAUCACGGAAUCCUCCUAGGGAGGUCAUUCCUAAGUAGGACGGAGACCGUGAUGUUCAAUAAGCAUGACGGGACGUUAAUUCUCCUCCUAUGCGACCCUGCCUGCGGGAAUUACGAAAUAAUUACCUGCAGGAACACAGGGCCAAAGAGUAUAAGGAACCGGCCCAAUCCAGGAUCAUUCACAAUCGAGGAGUCGGAAGGGGAGCGUAGGAGGCUCUGGGCAGAGCCCGAAGCAGGAGAGAGGGUGGAAGCAUUUUUCCUCAGCUUGUUGGACGUCGGGAAGGCCAUGGACUUGGUGGCCUCGCAUGAGAUGGCAGAUCCGGAUGCCAUCCAGACCUUGAGGGAACAAGUUCUGGAAUGCCCUGAGGCAGGGAGGUUGGAGCUGGUAUAUCGGCUCCCGGGCGGCGGGAAGGGUCCCGCAUCAGCGCAAACGCAGUCUGGCACUUACAGGCAGCAGGCGGUGACAUCGUAUUACAACGACCCACUGGAGCACGCAUGGCACCUGCAAAUCAUGCGAUUUCUUGUCGAGAGCGGCAUGGCGUUCAACUGCGUGAAGCUUGAGAGCUUCAAACGCAUGUUGACAAUGAUCAUCCCACCUGGGGUUCCCGGGUUGCCCACCCCGAAACCUCCGACAUAUCACAUGAUCCGUACCUCGCUUUUGGAUGAGCUUGAUGCGGAAGUUCAAAAGUGUGUGAAACCCGUCCUUGCUACUUCGGCAACCUACGGAUGCACGAUCAUGAUAAACGGGUGGACCAACAUUCGGGGCCAAACGUUGUGCAACUACCUCGUCGGGACCACGCGGGGCGCGACAUACGUCGCGACAGAUGUCAUGCGAGGAAAGAAGGAUGCCGCCGCUCUGGCGCAGGCUUGGCUGCGAAGGUUGAAGUCCCUUGACAUCAAGCUUGCAGACAUCACCGUGUUCGUCACAGAGUCGGCUAGUUCCAACGUUUCUGCGAUGGAGGUGUUCCGGAAGGAUGAGAGUGUUAAGCACAUCUUCUGGAUUCCUUGUGUGGCGCACGUCAUGGACCUCAUCCUCGAGGACAUCGACGACAUUGAGUGGGUGGAGACCCGCAUUGCUCAGGCGCGGGUGGUCACAAAGUUUUUCAAGCGCCAUAGCCAUGCUCGCGAGGUUUUGCAAUCUUUCUCGACAGCUGCACUGUUGCUUCCUGCCGAGACUCGCUUCGGCACGCAUGUCAUUAUGAUGCGGCGGCUUCUUAAGUUGCAAUCGCAUCUCAUGAGGGUGGUGAUCGACGAUCGGUGGAAGGACACUGUUUGGGCGACGAAGAAGAUUAGAGACGACGCCGCGGACGUCAUAGCAUGUGUCGGUUGUCCUCGGUGGUGGGAGGAUAUGACGGCGUUGUGCAAGUUGUUGGAUCCCAUCAUGGACAUGCUGCAGAUGGUGAACAGCAACACGAGGCAGAUUGGCAAGAUUUUACGUCGGUACGACGAGAUGAUCGUGCGUUGUUUGUCAUCAUGUGCCUCGUUUGACAGGGGUGAUCAGGACGCAGUUCUCGAGGUGUUUGACAGACGCCGCACAAUAUUCAAGUCGCCUGCUCAUAUUGCUGCCAUGAUGUUGGAUCCCGAGUUUCGAGAGCGCACGAUGCCAGACAACGACGAGAUGCAGCAGGGUUUGAAAGUCGCUCUUGUUCAGUUCGGGUACCCGGAGGGUUCGGAUCAGCACAACGAGAUGCUGGCUGCCGUUGACAAGUUUCACACCAGGGAACCCCCGUUCGACGACGUGGCCAUGGACCGAGCGGCGAGGAGCUACACCCAUCCAGCCACGUUUUGGGAGUCGAAGGAGAAGAGGUUCCCGCACACGACCGUCUUUGUCGGCAGGAUACUGCGUGUGUGGGUGACUGCAUCGCCCUGCGAGCGAGCAUGGUCCUGCUGGAGCUUCAUCCACUCCAAAUCUCGAAAUAGAUUGGAGGUGGCACGAGACGAGAAGCUCGUGCGAUGCAACUGGAACCUUCGACUCCUCGACAGGCAGGGUAUGUCGGACGAUGCUCCCAACGACAGGCCACAUCCAUACGGGAGCUGGGUGCACUAUUGGCAGCAGGUGGAGGAGGAGGUGCCCACUGACCAGCAGCUUGUCGCCGACAGAGGAGCCCGUGUUGCAGUGACGCAUGAGGAGUUGUUGCACGCUAGAGAGAGGAUGCGUGCCGUGUCCCACAUGGGAGCCGCUCGUCGUUUGCGAGAGUCAGAGAGGAGGAGACGUCGUGGAGGUGGUCGCGGAGGUGGUCGUCGGGCCGGUCGUGGGCGAGGCGGGCGUGGAGGUCCUGACAGGAGGAGGAGUGUCUCGAGUCGUGGAGAUGGCGACAGCGAUUUCGACGAUCGUCACCCGGACGUGGACGACGAUGACGGCUCCGGAGGCGAUGAUCGUAGUGAUGGGGGAGAUCAGCCACGACCCCGCUCGACACGGAGAGACGACGAUAGAGGGCUUGACGAGGGAGCGGGACAUUGCCGUGUUGAUGGUGACGCUGAUGCAGGGAGCGGUGCAGUGGCCUCAAGACCUGCAAACGGUGACACCAUAGACGUCCGGGGGGUGGGAGGCGAGCACCGCACAGCCUCGGAUGGGGUGCGAGAUGGAGCGACUGAUGGUGGUGCAGGACUUGUGGAUGGCGGUGGCUUGAGACGUUUGAAGCGCGGACCCAGGGAACGAGACACUAUCGCUUCCCGUGUGCGCAGACGUCAUGGCGGGGUUCCCGACAUUCCAAGAGCAGCAGUCCCUCAAUUUGAGCAUAUUCCUGUUUCAGAGGACUCUUUGAGCGACCAUGCCGACGAGGAGCGGAUGGAGGUGAUUGACGGGACCGGUCAUGCCGUUAGUGACACUUUCAGUAUACACGCGGCAGCUCCGACGGGGUCCUCGACAACAAUCCAGGAGUCGGAAUCGGGUCUGGCACCGUCGAUGCGUCAUCCCGAGUUGAAGGGAGACAACGGUGUUCUUCCGGUGAUGGACGACGAGGGUUCGGCUCAUUCACUGCAUCAGCUCACUUCUGCUGUAGCCAUGGAGGGGGUUGAGAGGCAGCAACCAAGUACACAGGGAGCCAAUGCAGUUGUGAGAGAUCCAAUGGAACUUAUGCUGUAGUACAGUAAGGAGUAUCCCGACGUC
Molecule: messenger RNA, 3899 nt
Organism: Chara braunii
Lineage: Eukaryota; Viridiplantae; Streptophyta; Charophyceae; Charales; Characeae
Source: the annotation of a GenBank genome assembly